AUGAAGUCCGUUUUUGCCGUUGUGCUUUCGUUGGCAAGUCUCGCGGCGUGCCACUACACUUUCCCGACCCUCAUCGUGAACGGUGCCCCAUCUGGUGAAUGGGUCAACAUUCGCCGGACCAACAACUACAACACCCAGGCACCUGUCACCGAUGUGACGAGCCAGGAUCUUCGGUGCUACACCUCCGAGACUCGGGCGACGGCGACGACCGUCGACGUUGCUGCUGGAUCUCAGCUGGGAAUCAAGGCUAACGGUAAUGCGUACCAUCAAGGAGUCGCCAAUAUCUACAUGGCCAAGGCGCCAUCGACUGCCGCGGGAUGGGAUGGAAGCGGCAACGUUUGGUUCAAGGUUCAUGAAGUACCCGCAAUUGCGAACGGCCAGACCAUCACCUUCCCAGGAUCGAAUGUGGACACCUUUACCUUCACCAUCCCAAGGAGCCUUCCUUCUGGAGAGUACCUCGUCCGCAUCGAGCAAAUUGCUCUCCACUCGGCGUCUUCCUUCGGAGGAGCCCAAUUCUAUAUCAGUUGCGCGCAAGUUAGGGUUACUGGAGGAGGAAACGGAACACCCGGCCCUCUCGUAUCCAUCCCGGGCGUCUACAACGGAAAUGAACCUGGUAUCAAAAUCAACAUCUACUGGCCCAUUCCGACGACGUAUGUCCAGCCCGGACCUGCUGUCUGGAGAGGAUAA
Messenger RNA from Cyclocybe aegerita, 687 nucleotides. The record is from the annotation of a GenBank genome assembly. NCBI's taxonomy places the organism in Eukaryota, Fungi, Basidiomycota, Agaricomycetes, Agaricales, Hemipholiotaceae.